AAUCAUGAAAUCCCGAUUAUCCGAAGGCGUUUUAAGGAUUUCUAUCAAUAUUAUUUAGUUAAAAUUUGUUAACUUUCAACUAGGCCUAGAUCUAAAACAAUAUGUUGCUUUCAAUAUGAAUAUAGUUCUAGACCUAAUUUAGAGUCUAGAUGUAGAAGAUAAGAAUUGAUCUGUUUGCUUUUAAAGAACAUGGUAAAGGACUGCCAAAAUUAAAGAAUCCAUUACUACCACAUCAAUGCCUAUACGUGGACCUUGCCCCCAUGCUGUUGGUGAUAUUCCAUGGAAAUGGUUCUCAGAUAAAAAAUGGAGAGAAAAAACUUUCAGAAACCAGUUGAACCACGCAAAAUUAGCAGAAGAUGGCUUUUUAUAUAUUGAAAGUGAAAACACUAUCAUGUGCUAUUAUUGCAACUUGUGCGUGAGUCCCUCUGAUAGUGUUGAACAAGUUCAUCGUCUCAAGUCACCAGAGUGUACUGGUCUAAGUACAUCACUGGCCAGAGAGAGCUCUCCACAAGCACAGAGAAUUCCUCCAACAUCAUCAGCAGCAGCAGCAUCAAAUGAAAGGCCAUCACAGCCAAGGUCCACAACAGAUUCAUCUACAAGUCAAAUUGUGCCUCCAACACUAGUCUCCGAUGAUGUUGACUCAUAUCAUUAUGCUGUUAGUCGGCCACAUCCCUCUGUUAUUGAGCCCCAUUGUCCUCAUCAACCCAUUAAUCAGCCUGAGACCUCAGUUAAUCAGCCCCUCCCGCAAAUUAGCCAGCUUAAUCCUCCAGUAAAUCAACCCCAUUCUCCAGUCAAUGAACUCCUAACCUCUGUUAGUCCACCUCUUCCUCCAGUAAAUCCUCCUCCUCCUCCAGUGAAUCCACCCCUUCCUCAAGUGAAUCCACCCCUUCCUCAAGUGAAUCCACCCCUUCCUCCAGUAAAUCCUCCUCCUCCUCCAGUGAAUCCACCCCUUCCUCCAGUAAAUCCACCUCUUCCUCCCGUUAGUGAACUCGUUACAUCUGUUAGUCCACCCCUUCUUCCAGUGAAUCCACCCCUUCCUCCAAUUAGUGAACUCAUUACAUCUGUUAGUCCAGUUAAUCCACCCCUGCCUCCUGUUAAUCAGUCUGAGCCUCACAGAGAAUCACCAUUAACAGGAAAUGAAAACAAUCACCUUUUUCCAGAAAACAACCAAAGAAGGGAUCAGAGGCCACCAAAUUAUACAGAGCUUGGCAUUAUCACAGAGCGGCCCAAGCGAAAUGAAUAUGCCUUAACAGUUGAGCGUCUUAGAUCAUUUGAUAACUGGCCACGAGACCACCAUAUCAAAGUAAAUGACCUUGUUGAGGCAGGUUUUUAUUAUGCUGGGUUUGGUGACUGUGCUCGAUGCUUUUAUUGUGGUGGUGGACUCAGAAACUGGGAUGACCAGGAUGAUGUCUUUGUUGAGCAUGCAAGAUGGUUUCCCAAGUGUGGCUUCAUUCGUCAGUUAAUGGGUCAAGUGUUUGUGGAUACAGUUCAAGAAUUAAUGAAAACUGAAAGAGUGAUAUCAUAUGCUAUGGUUGCUGAGAAAAUAAAAAGAGCGCCUUCAAAUUUCCCAGAAAAAUCUGAGACUUCCCAAAAUGCAGCUGUGAAAGCAGUCAUUGAACAAGGCUAUGAUAAGAAUGUUGUCCUGGAGGCAGCCAAGCACUUAAAAGAAAACAAAAAAACAAUAUCAGCAGACCAGAUUAUUGACUAUUUAUUAGAAAGAAACAUUGAUGUUUCACUUACAAGCAGCGACAGAUAUCCAUCAGAUUUUGUAGAAACUUGUAUACAAAACCUGGAUGAGGUAAAAAAGGUAAACUCUGAUCUCAGGCAGCAGACUGUAUGCAAAAUAUGCAUGGACAAAGAAGUGGCCCUUGUAUUCCUUCCAUGUGGACAUUUUGUGUGUUGUGUCGAGUGUAGCCAGCCUUUAAAGAACUGUCCACUCUGUAGGAGCCUUAUUAAGGGAAGUGUCAGAGCUUUUCUAAGUUAAAUGAAAAUAAGAAGAAAUGGUGAGUGUCAAAUGGAAACUCAAUUGGAAAGCUGAAGAAACACGAAAAUCAAAUGAAACAAAACAGGAAAUGUUGCAUGGCAGCAGGAUGUGAAAAGAAUUAGACAGAUGAAUGUGUAGAUGCUUGUGUUUAAUUAGAUGAAUGUCCUUUUGCAUUGUUGCUUAGAAAAUAAAUAUUGACUACAAUAUUAAGUAUUAGGAAGAAAGUGUAUGUGUUGAUCUCAUUUUGUUGUUUCACUAGCAAAUUUUUUGUUGAAGAUCUGUAGGCUCUUUUUAGUCUAUGCCAAGGACAAAGUAGUGUGCUGAUUUUUUCAGCUGUUUCACACUGCCAUACAGUCUUCGCUGGUUUUUUUUGAAAGUGCAUGUCUAUGGUGGUUCCUGAUGGUUCAAUUGCUUGUUUUGAUUUGGUCUAGCAGGGCAUUAUUUGUAACAUUGUGAAUUUUUAUAUAUGAAAUGUUAAUAUAGUAAUGAAUAAACAUUUCAGCUUGCAUUGCUAUAAAGUAGAAUAUAAAAGAAACACUAGAUUUACACCUUGUUCUGUAUAGUUAAAUCACAUAUUCUGGUUAACUGUAAUUAAUACUCAAGAAUAACUCAACUGGUCUAUAACAUUUUUAGAAAAACCUAAACAAUGUAAAAAAAAAAUGCUGCUAAAGAAAAUAUAGAAGCAUUCUCAUUUAACACAAGCAGCUUAAUUAAGCAUAGUGGACAAUAGUCUAUAGACCACUCUUUACUAUACUUGACUAGAUUAAAAUAUUAAAAAUAGCCACUUAUUAUCUGUUUACUUCUUGAUUUUACUGGACAAGAUGUCCAAAAAGUCUUUUUUUUUUUUAAAUCAAAGUUUUAUGGGAGUUUUUUAGGAUUAAAGAAAUAGUUUGAAGUCCAACAAACUCAAAUGGUUAACUUAACAUUUGUUAAGACAAAGUAACUGAUGACACUAGAUCUACUUAUUUUGCCCUGUGAAGACUAUUACUAAAAAAAAUGGCAAAUCAUUCAUUAAUAGAAAUUGGAAUUUUGUAUAUUUCAACUUUUUAAUUUAAGACUAAUGACAUGUAUGUUUAAAUGUAUGUACACAUUACAAUGUUUUUACACAUUUUAUGUACAAACUUGUUUCAAUAAAAAUAAAACAACACAAUAUCUGUUCAACUUGUAUAUUUUUAAUUUAUUAAAGUAAUGAAAGUAUCUUUUUAGGGGAGGCUGCAGAAGCUAAUUAUAUAUUUAAACAACUGUGUAAUUUUGCUUCUGUUAUAAAGAUUUUUAUACAAUUCAUUCAUUCAUACUUCCAUUUUAUACAAACUAAAAAUAUUACUUUGAACUAUUUUUUAUAAUAUUCUGGUAUGUGACAAAAAAACUUGUAGAAGUAGUAGGAUUUGUUUAAGCUCACAUCCUAUUGUGAAGCAGUCUGUCUUAGUAUAUCCUCAUUAAAACCUAGUUAACUGAUGACCACAAAAACAAAAGAAAUUUUCAUCCCAUAGUCAUCUAAAGCACAUAAGCAUAUGAUAUUGCAGUGAAUGCACCAAGCAUCAAGAAAUUAACCACAUCAUACUCAUAAAUAAAUAUAUAACUAACAAUCCAGUUAUUAACAAAAUCUUUUGUAUUUUUUAUUUCAUUAUUACAUGAGUUUCAUAUCAAAAGGGCCAUCACUCUCUUAGUUCUCAGUUUUAGAUUGCAUUGCAGAACUGAAUUCAUUGAAGUUGAGUAAGUUUCAACACCCAAGUCUUCAAAGCCUGUAAACAAAAACAAUAUAAAUCAAAGCUUAUAAUUUAAUUCAACAAAAACCUAAUAAGAAUGUGGUAACUGAAAGAAGAAAGGAUAUGUCACAAACUGAAAAUACAUUUGCAAGACAAACUCAAUCUAAUAGAGAUUUAUAUCUAGAUCUAUAUGAGCAGACCCAAGGUACUUCAAGAAUUUUUUGUUAUU
This is a messenger RNA of Biomphalaria glabrata, 3919 nucleotides long. RefSeq lists its product as uncharacterized. NCBI's taxonomy places the organism in Eukaryota, Metazoa, Mollusca, Gastropoda, Planorbidae. Gene Ontology annotation, cellular component: cytoplasm; nucleus; spindle microtubule. Bases 236 to 1984 code for a protein of 582 amino acids. Gene Ontology annotation, biological process: negative regulation of apoptotic process; regulation of cell cycle. The record is from RefSeq and is a predicted model, not a curated record. The transcript is spliced from 7 exons. Gene Ontology annotation, molecular function: cysteine-type endopeptidase inhibitor activity involved in apoptotic process.